CUAGGAUAGAGGCAUUACUUUCCAGGCUACUGCCACGUCGACCGAAUUCGGCUAUAAAACCUGGAUGAAUGCAAUGGUUAAAUCAAUCAUUUUACAAGCGGCAACAGUCAGCUCUUCAGCAUGCAAUCGCACAAGUUUUUUUUGGCUAUGUUGGUCGUAGUAAUGGUCUCACUGGCUACUGCUGCACCCGUUCCCGGAUACAAAAUGGGAUCGGAUCCUAAUGCUGAAGCCCCAUUGCAUCGCAACAUCAAAAAAGAAUACGGAAAUGAAAAACGGAACGAAGCUUUGAAAAACUCCAACGUUAAAUUCGUUCAAGCAGAAGAAAAGGCUUUCGCCGCCAAAAACCCAUCAGCUGCAGUUAUAGCCCCAGCAGUAGUUUCGGCUAAGAAGCCAAUCAUAAUUGAAGCAAAACCAAUCGGAGUAGUAGCACCGGAUCGCAAAUGUCCUCCGCCAAAGCAAAUGGAUCCAAUGGGAAAGUGUCGCGAACCUUGGGGCCGCUGAAACUGUUGAGGUACAUAAAUUCACAUUUAAAACUAACCUAAAUUUCUCAAGUUUCAAAUAUUUCCAUACAUUUAGUUUUGAAUUUCAAAAUGCUUGGCUUGGAGGACAAUAUUGGAGUCAUGUCUACCCAGUCAUGUUUACCGAGCACUGAAUACUAUUCAAUAUUCUAAACCCCAUAUUCUAAACGCCAAAAACCCACCAGCUGCAGUUCCGGCCCUAAGAAACCUUCUUUGGGCUAAAUUUGCAGACACAUCCGCCACAGCUGAGGUGUAUUGACUUCACACGUCCAUCCAUCCGGAAUACCCUAAUUCUCCACUUCUACUUUUCCGUCAUGUAACCCACUAUAUUACUUGAUUUGCUGGCCACUCCAGAAUAUUCCAUUAUUAGCAAUACUGAAUUGAUUUGCCAAAAUAUAUUUUACUGCAUUGCACUUGAUUGAUUCACUUUUGGUUGAAAUGCAGUCAUGAGAAACUAUGAGCAAGCUGGGAUUCAUAACUAAAAUUUCA
Daphnia pulicaria is the source of this 1007-nucleotide messenger RNA. RefSeq lists its product as uncharacterized. Lineage: Eukaryota; Metazoa; Arthropoda; Branchiopoda; Diplostraca; Daphniidae. The transcript has 2 exons. The coding region runs from base 121 to 501 and encodes 126 amino acids. The record is from RefSeq and is a predicted model, not a curated record.